Messenger RNA from Bufo gargarizans (Asiatic toad), 1591 nucleotides. RefSeq names its product aldolase, fructose-bisphosphate A (gene ALDOA). The record is from RefSeq and is a predicted model, not a curated record. Gene Ontology annotation, biological process: glycolytic process; fructose 1,6-bisphosphate metabolic process. The coding region runs from base 167 to 1261 and encodes 364 amino acids. Gene Ontology annotation, cellular component: cytosol. NCBI's taxonomy places the organism in Eukaryota, Metazoa, Chordata, Amphibia, Anura, Bufonidae. Gene Ontology annotation, molecular function: fructose-bisphosphate aldolase activity. The transcript has 9 exons.
AUAUUUACACGGGUGGGAAAAGGUCAGGGGUUCUCCCUGAAGGUCAGAGACGACCUCCUCAUAUCACAGCCGCCGCCUUUAUAAAGCAGCCGCAGCGCAGAGGCCGACACUCAGAGCCGAGUCACCGACGACCUCACGCCUCUCCAGAGCAGCAGAACGCAGCACCAUGCCUACCGAAUUCCCCGCACUAACUGCUGAGCAGAAGAAGGAGCUCCAUGACAUCGCUCAGCGCAUCGUGGCCCCCGGGAAGGGUAUCCUGGCCGCCGAUGAGUCCACAGGCAGCAUUGCCAAGCGCCUGAGCUCCAUCGGAGCGGAGAACACAGAGGAGAACCGCCGUGGCUACCGCCAGCUGCUCUUCACCGCUGACGAUAGGGUCAACCCCUGCAUCGGUGGUGUCAUCACCUUCCACGAGACCCUGUACCACAAGACUGAUAAUGGCACUCCAUUCACCAAGGUCAUCAAGGACAAGGGUGCCAUGGUUGGCAUUAAGGUGGACAAAGGUGUCGUUCCCCUCGCCGGAACCAACGGAGAGACCACAACACAGGGUCUCGACGGCCUCUCCGAGCGCUGCGCUCAGUACAAGAAGGACGGAGCCGACUUCGCCAAGUGGCGCUCUGUGUUGAAGAUCUCCGAGCACACACCCUCUCCCCUCGCCAUCCUUGAGAAUGCCAACGUACUGGCCCGCUAUGCCAGCAUUUGCCAACAGAACGGCAUCGUCCCCAUUGUGGAGCCCGAGGUCCUCCCCGACGGUGACCACGAUCUGAAGAGGUGCCAGUACGUGACUGAGAAGGUCCUGGCCGCUGUGUACAAAGCCCUCAGUGACCACCACGUCUACCUGGAGGGAACCCUGCUCAAACCCAACAUGGUGACACCUGGCCAAGCCUGCACCAAAAAGUACAGCCCCGCUGAGGUCGCCAUGGCAACAGUUACCGCCCUGAGGCGCACCGUGCCUCCCGCAGUCUCCGGCAUCACUUUCCUGUCUGGAGGUCAGAGUGAGGAGGAAUCCACAGUUCACCUGAACGCCAUCAACAAGUGCCCCCUGCACAAGCCCUGGCCCCUGACCUUCUCCUACGGCCGCGCCCUGCAGGCCUCUGCCCUCAAAGCCUGGGGGGGCAAGAAGGAGAACAUCAAGAGCGCUCAAGAGGAGUACACCAAGCGCGCACUGGCUAACAGCCUGGCUGCCCAAGGCAAGUACGUGCCCUCCGGACAGGCGGGAGCCGCAGCGGGAGAGUCUCUGUUCGUGUCCAACCACGCCUAUUAAACGUCGCAUCCCUCGUUCUUUGUGUCACUGGCGGCUGCUUCUGUAUAGUGUAGUGUGAGCCCCCCCAGCUCUGCAGGGCAUGAAGCCAAUAACUGCUAUUCCCACCUGCAGAGUGUUACACAGUUAACCUUCCCUAUGCUGGAGAAAGAAAGAGAGUGACCGGCGGAGUGUCGCCGCUCUGCUGGCUGUUGUGUGGAAGUGCAGUAGGUAUGAAUGGUGAGUGCGAUGGCUUUAGAGUGCGUGUGCUGAUGUCUCUGUGCUCGGCUCUGAGUCACGUCUAAUUUAUGUCACUCCUAGUGAAACCUCAAUAAAGCAGGUAGAUGAACCACC